AUGGCUGAUGAGGGGGGACACCCCAUCCACCCUCCCAUGGGAGGAGUCAGAGCACCACCCCCCUGCCCGGGAGGCCCAGUGCAGGCUCCAGGAGAGUGUGCCCACGGAGGGGUCAGCCCAACCGGGAAUGAAGAGGAAGCAGGGAAGGCCUGCUGCCCAGACACCACCCGGGACACACCUCGGGGUCCAGUCUCAGCCUGCCAUGGGGCUCAGCACACCCGGCUCCGACCCAGAGCCCCAGAACCUCUGCCUCUGAGGCAGCGGGAGGACCUGGAGCGCAGCACGGCAGAGCACAGAGCUCUGCUGCUCGCCUUCAACCGGGCUCCACUUCCAAGACCUGUCCCUACAGAGGUGGUUGCUACACGUGCAGGAUCCCCAGCCCCAGGCAGCGAUGUCCCACCCCCUCAGCAAGCACGUCCACCUCCACGUGCACAUGCCCCUGCUCUGGCUUUGGCAAGAGAACCCGAGUCAGGGCAUGAGUUACCACCUCUGCAGGGAGAGCCUGCCCUGGCUCCUGCUCAAGACCCAGACGCCCACGAUGACUGA
Rangifer tarandus platyrhynchus (Svalbard reindeer) is the source of this 546-nucleotide messenger RNA. NCBI's taxonomy places the organism in Eukaryota, Metazoa, Chordata, Mammalia, Artiodactyla, Cervidae. The record is from the annotation of a GenBank genome assembly.